Epithele typhae is the source of this 2964-nucleotide messenger RNA. RefSeq names its product copper P-type ATPase CtaA. The coding region runs from base 1 to 2964 and encodes 987 amino acids. The transcript is spliced from 4 exons. Gene Ontology annotation, cellular component: membrane. The record is from RefSeq and is a predicted model, not a curated record. NCBI's taxonomy places the organism in Eukaryota, Fungi, Basidiomycota, Agaricomycetes, Polyporales, Epitheliaceae. Gene Ontology annotation, molecular function: P-type divalent copper transporter activity; ATP hydrolysis activity; copper ion binding. Gene Ontology annotation, biological process: copper ion homeostasis; monoatomic cation transport.
AUGGCCGGUAUCAAUGCCGCCCUCAACCUUCUUCGUACUCCCCGAACACCCCGGACACCCGGCAAGGUCGAGCUGCCAUUGGGAGAAAACGAGCCUCUUGUAGCCGAGGGCCUGGUGUCCGAGAAGUGCGAACUGAGGAUAGAGGGUAUGACUUGUGGUGCAUGCGUAGAGUCAAUAGAAGGCAUGCUCCGUACGCAAGCCGGCAUCCAUUCCGUGAAAGUGGCGCUCUUGGCUGAGCGCGGCGUGGUGGAGUACGAUCCAAAUAUCUGGGACGCCGAGAAGAUUGUUUCCGAAAUAUCAGACAUUGGAUUCGACGCUACUCACAUCCCACCGGCAGGCGCCGACACCAUCAGCCUCCGCAUAUAUGGCAUGACGUGCUCGUCAUGUACAUCUACGGUAGAAACCCAGCUCAGCGCCAUGCCAGGAGUUUCGGCGGUCUCUGUGUCCUUGGCCACUGAGUUAUGUCAAGUCACCUUUGACCGCAGUAUGGUCGGACCUCGAGAGCUCGUGGAGCGGAUAGAAGACAUGGGGUUCGAUGCCAUGGUCUCGGACCAGGAAGACUCGACUCAACUACGAUCUCUCGCCCGGACAAAAGAGAUACAGGAGUGGUGGACUCGCUUCAAGUGGAGUCUCAUUUUCGCCAUCCCUGUCUUCUUCUUCACCAUGAUUGCUCCCAAAAUCCCUUUCCUAUACCCCUUCGUCGAACACCAGAUCUGCCGCGGCGUGUAUGUCGGCGACCUCAUUGCGCUCAUCCUCACCACUCCCGCUAUGUUCUGGGUUGGCCAGCGGUUCUUCAAGAACGCUUACAAAUCACUGAAGCAUGGGAGUGCGACCAUGGACGUGCUCAUCUCCCUUGGGUCUUCCGCUGCCUACAUCUACUCCCUCGGCGCGAUGUGCUUCAUGGCGUUCGACCGCACUCUAGAAUACCACCCCAUGGUCUUCUUCGACACCAGCACCAUGCUCAUCAUGUUCGUCUCCCUCGGUCGAUACCUCGAAAACCGCGCGAAGGGCAAGACAAGCGCUGCGCUGACUGAUCUCAUGGCGCUCGCACCCUCCAUGGCCACCAUCUACGCCGACCCUCCCGCAUGCACACAGGAGAAGAAGAUCGCCACCGAGUUGCUCCAGGUCGGCGAUACCGUCAAACUUGUUCCUGGAGAGAAGAUCCCGGCUGACGGCACCGUCCUGCGCGGGACUUCGACCAUCGACGAGAGCGCUGUCACUGGCGAACCCAUUCCCGUUCUGAAGCAACAGGGCGACCCGGUCAUUGGUGGCACCCUCAAUGGCCUCGGCACUUUCGACAUGGUCGUUACUCGCGCCGGUAAGGACACUGCCCUCUCCCAGAUCGUCAAGCUCGUCGAAGAGGCGCAGACAUCGAAGGCUCCCAUCCAAGCGUUCACGGACAAGGUCGCAGGUUACUUCGUCCCCACCGUAAUCUGUCUCUCGGCGAUCACGUUCCUCGGCUGGCUUGCAGUUUCGCACCUCGUUCCUGAUAGCGAUCUACCCUCGCUCUUUCAUGCCCACGGCGCGUCAAAACUCGCAGUCUGUCUUCAGCUCUGCAUUUCCGUUGUCGUCGUCGCAUGCCCGUGCGCGCUCGGCCUCAGCACUCCGACUGCGAUCAUGGUCGGCACCGGUAUGGGCGCGAAGAACGGUAUCCUGAUCAAGGGUGGUCGGGCGCUCGAAGCCAGUCGUAUGAUCAAGCACAUCUGUCUCGACAAGACCGGCACUGUCACCGAAGGCAAGCUCACGGUCUCGUCUGUCACGUGGGCUCCCGCCGCAGACCACUCCGACCUCGACGGCCUGUCCAGCGCCCACAACCUGGACGACGCGCCUCUCAGCACCAAGGUUCUGGGCAACGUCACCCGCGCAGAGCUCAUUGCGAUGGUUGCGGCCACUGAGGCCCGUUCAGAGCAUCCGCUUGCGAAGGCUGUCGCCGUGUACGGGAAGGAUCUACUCGGAAAGGCCGUCGUUGCCGUCCCCGACGUCGCGAUCGACCAAUUCGAGAGCGUCACGGGCGCAGGCGUCAAGGCGACCAUUUCGCUCCCGCACGGGAAGGGCCGCCAGGACGUUUACGUUGGCAACGCACGCUUCGUUCUGCAGUCUUCGGAUGCCAGCCUACCGUCUGCACUCGCCGCAUUCGAUGAAACAGAGUCCACGCUCGGACGCACGUCGAUUUUUGUUGGCCUCGCCCCUUCCGGCAAGCCUCCUUCGCCGAUAAUGGCUAUCGCGCUCUCGGACAAGCCACGCGCUUCCUCAAUCCACGCGAUCCGUGCGCUGCAAGAUAUGGGUAUCACCGUGAACAUGAUGACCGGCGACUCGAAGGGCACUGCACUUGCGGUCGCGAAGCAGGUCGGUAUCCACACACAGAACGUAUGGUCGAGCAUGAGUCCGAAGGGCAAGGCAUCAGUCGUGACCGAGCUCAUGGAGAAGCACGGCGGCGGCGUAGCCAUGGUCGGUGACGGCAUCAACGACUCGCCCUCGCUAGUCGCCGCGUCUGUGGGUAUUGCGCUGGGCUCCGGUACCUCGGUUGCCAUCGAGGCGGCGGAUAUCGUGCUUAUGCGCUCGGACCUGCUUGACGUCGUCGCCGCGCUGCACCUUUCGGCCGCGAUCUUCUCGACGAUCCGCCGGAACUUGCUCUGGGCGUGCUUCUACAACGUCCUCGGCAUACCCCUCGCCAUGGGCCUCUUCCUCCCCCUCGGCGUCUCUCUACCCCCAAUGACCGCCGCCGCCGCCAUGGCUUUCUCCUCCGUCUCCGUCGUCUCGAGCUCUCUCCUCCUCAAGUGGUGGACGAGGCCCGCCAGCAGCGUCAUGCCCGGGGAGGUCAUCCCUCGCGAGACCAUUCUCGACAGCGCGUCCGCAGCGCUCGGGGAGGCGUGGUCUGGCGUUCGCACCCUCGUCCGCGGCUCGCGCUCGCGCGACCGUUCGGGGUACAGCCAGCUGCCUGUCGAGAUGAGCGAGGCGGUAUAG